AUGCGAGAAGACUGGCGACCACUGACUACCCCUUUUAAUUCUCUCCUGUUACCAACGCCACCUACUUACUAUGCAAUUUUGCUUAACAGCAAAAAGACGUUAAUUCCGCUUUCAGAACUGGACCGAUUUCUAGCCGAGGAGAGCACCACGGGAUACAAGGAGCUGCGAGAGCAAUUUACUCAUUCGUCAGUUGGCAACUACAUAAACGCCAGCUACAUCGGAGUAUGCAACACAGACGUCAAUGGAAACGUCUUCGUUCAGGAGUCGAUCGCCAGACCUAGAUUCAUCACCACUCAGGAUCCUCUAGAGAACACCAUUGGCGAUUUCUGGAAAAUGGUCUAUGAACAACGAGUUCCUAUUAUUAUUCGACUUUUAGGACCAUCAGAAAACAAGGAGGAGACGCAAAAAUACUGGCCACAGGGGGUGGAUGAAAAGGCCCCUUUUCCAACUACUUCCGGAAAAAUGUGGGUUAAGUUGCUGUACGAGGAGCGAAAACCCGUGUGGGUGGAACGAAGCUUCAGAAUAUGGCCAGAUGGUCAAAGAAGUUUGUCCAUGUUCGUGCACCACUUGGAGUACGUAGGAUGGAUGACAAAUUGCUUAUCAGCCUCUACAAAUCUUCUUAAAUUCAUUGAUGAUGUCACCGAUCCACUCGUUCCAAUCGCAGCCACGGCUGGACCCAUGGUAGUUCAAUCCAGGGGAGGCAUUGGAAGGAAUGGUCUUUUCGUAGUUGCGUCAAUAAUAAAAGAGAACGUCGAAAUGGGGGCAAAAGGCGUUGACAUCUACAAUAUCAUUAAACAACUACGCAGUUAUCAAAUGGGAUUUGUCAAUUCCGUGGAUUACUACAUAGAGCUUCACUAUUUUGCUCUCCAAGCCUAUUUGCAGACGAAGACGGGUGGAUGUAGGCAAUUGCAGUACAAAGAAAUCAAAUGA
Molecule: messenger RNA, 930 nt
Organism: Hydatigera taeniaeformis
Lineage: Eukaryota; Metazoa; Platyhelminthes; Cestoda; Cyclophyllidea; Taeniidae
Source: the annotation of a GenBank genome assembly